AUCAGAUAUAUAGAAAAGUAGAAGAAACCUUAAAUAAGGUACUACCCUCAAGAAAAGGAAAAAAGAAAGAGGAAGAACCUCCUAAAAAUCAACCACGAAAAAUGGAUCUCAAUUGGAGAUUAGAACAAAUAAAUAAAACCUACAGUUAUACCCAAGGUUUAACUGAAGAAGAAAUAGAAGAAUAUCUUGAAUCAAUACAAAAAGUAACAAAAAUUAAGGAUACUGACAAACCUGCAAAAACACGAAGAGAAUACUUAUAUGAAGUAUUAUCAACAUUAAAUGAAACAAAUGAUGCAACAAUAUGGAAAUAUCGAGAUGAUAUAAAAGAUCUUCAAGAAGAAUAUAAUAGAGAUAUUCAUGGAAUAUUAGGCAUAACUGCUAAAGAAUUCAAUGAUAUGGGACUUAUUGAACAGCAAGCAGCAGUAACUGCGUUAAUAACAGCGCAAGCACACUGUAAAGAUGAACCUACAAAACAAGCAUUAUUUGAAAAACACAAAGAAUUCUUAGAAUUUCAAUUGGAAAAAGUAGGAGAUAUGCAUGAUGAUACAGAAAUUCAAGGGAGAAUUUAUGGAGAUGUCAUCAAUGCAAGAAAAAAGAAAAAACCACAAAUAUUACUGCCCGAUCCAGAAAGAAGAAGUACUUACAAACCAUACGAACAAUAUGAUGUACCGAGAGAUAAACAAUUUAUUAAAGAAAAUGAACAAAUUGGAAUAAGAAUACCACACUCACCUACAGAUGAUAUAUUCUUAGAUGAAAGAUUAUCACAAGCCUCUAGAAGGAAUGAAGACAUCCCUCAAGGAGUAUUACCAAAAGUAACAAAAUUUCUUGGAGAUGUAGAACAAGGAAUUAAAAAUAAAUUCACAUCUAGACCAACGACACCUUCACCACUGACACCCACACCUACUAUUGAAAAUAGUAACAAUACAAUUGAUCGAAAAAGAAAUAAAAGAGGCUAUACACCAUCACCAGAUUCUUAUAAAAGAAAACAACAAAGAUACAAAAGCCCAAGUCUUAGUUCAAAACAUACAGACCAAAUUUCUAAUGAAGAAAUAGAAGAAAUAGAAAUACCAUAUUACGAUAAUAUACAUAAUGAAGGACAAUCCUCGACCUAUAGACCAGUACAUGAAGCACAAUUAGAAGCAGAUUUAGAAGAGCACCGAAUUGAAAGAUUUGGACAAGAAGUUGAAAGUCAACUCAAAGAAAAUAAAGAAGGAUAUGGAAUAAAAGAUGAUGAAGAAUAUAAUCAUAUUUUAAAUAAUCUAACUAUAAGACAAAAAAGAAAAAUAUUACCUACCAUUAUUAAAACAAAAAAGGAAAAGAUAUUCAAAAACGGAAUAGUAGAGACCCCUAUACAAUUAGCAGCUAAAGGGCUGGCUAUACAACAAGGACGACCAAAUAGAGAUUACAUAUUAGCAAUGAAUAUUAGUAAUAAAAAUAUUCAAAUAAAACAAAAAUAUGUAGAUGAAUUUAGAGAAAAACAAGAAAUGAGAACUUCCAUAAAUAAUAAUGUAAUUCCUGAUAUUAAAUUUGUAUUGAAUAAAAAAGAACACGAAAUUCCUGAAAAUGAUAAAAAUCAAGGAAUAAGAAAAUAUACAGUAAAAGAAGAAAAAAUUAUUAAAGAAUUAUGUGACGACUUAGAAAAAAAUGAUGUUAUAUACCCUGAAUAUAGCAAAUGGGCAAGUAAUGUACAAAUAAUAACUAAAAAAGAUGGAAGAAAAGCUAUAGUAAUAGACUAUAGAAGACUAAAUAAACAUUUGGUAAAAUUUAAACAACCAUUACCAAAUACAAUGCAAUUCUUACAAGAUAUCAGUAGAUAUAAAUACUAUACAACAAUGGAUUUAAAAUCAGCAUAUUGGCAACUAAACGUACACCCGAAAUCUCAAAAAUAUACAGCAA
Molecule: messenger RNA, 1896 nt
Organism: Dentiscutata erythropus
Lineage: Eukaryota; Fungi; Glomeromycota; Glomeromycetes; Diversisporales; Gigasporaceae
Source: the annotation of a GenBank genome assembly